This is a messenger RNA of Prorocentrum cordatum, 1137 nucleotides long. Lineage: Eukaryota; Dinophyceae; Prorocentrales; Prorocentraceae. The record is from the annotation of a GenBank genome assembly.
AUGUCCUUCCGCUACGGGGGACACGGCGGAGGCCUCGGUGGGGGCCUCGGCCGGGGCUACGGGGCGUACGGCGCCAGCGGUGCGUACGGCGCUGCUGGCCCUUACGGCGCCGGCGCCAGCGGUGCGUACGGCGCUGCCGGCCCUUACGGCGCCGGCGCCGGCGGCGCGUAUGGUGCCGGCGGCGCGGACUGUGCGACCGCAUGCUGCGCCAGCACCAGCGCCUGCAUGGGCUGCGGCCCCGCCUGCGGCGUGGCCUGCGCCGAGGGUUCCGGCUGCGGCGCCGGCGGCAGCACGAUUCUUAGCUACGUCGGCGCGGGGGGCGACUACGUCCAGGAGACCACCUACCGGUACGUGGGCAUGGGCGCGGGCGAGUUCGGCGUGGUGCGCAUCCCAGGGCGCGGCCCGAGCUGCUGCCUGCUCGUGAUCCCCCUGGGGCUGUGUCUGCUUCUGCUGCCUCUCCUGCUGUUCGCGCUGGCGCCGGGCUCGACGACGACGACGACGACCACCACCACCACCACCACGCCGUUUAUUCCGCCGAGCACGGCGCCGCCCGACACCACCACCACAACCAAGAAGACGACCACCAAGCCGCCGCCCCCGCCCCCGCCGCCCCCCCCGCCGCCCCCCCCGCCGCCCCCGCCGCCCCCGCCGCCUCCGCCCCCGCCGACCACUGAGAAGAAGAUCAACUGCGGCGAGGGCGAUGUCGUGUCCUGGGACGUGCCCAAGAAGGUCUACUGCUGCCUGCACGAGGGUAAGGGCUGCCCGACGACGCCGGCGGCGCCCAGCACCAUGCCGAUGCCAGUGGUGACGACGGCGAGGAGCACCACAUCUCCGUGCCCGAUUGAUUGUAACGCCGGCUACAACGACCUGGACCCGCUGCAGUGGGUCCGCGGCUGGUCCGGCGAGAAGAAGCUGUAUUGCUGCAAGACGGCGAACAGGGGUUGCCCUUCGGAAUUGCCCCCGCCCUCGGGCCUGCCGCCGUCCAACGCGCCCCCCGAGCCAGACAAGAGCGUCUACGACUGCGACGCGGGCUACCACCACUGCAUGCACUGCCUGGUGCUGUCGUGGUCUCCGGCCAAGAUCGAUCACUGCUGCAAGACCCAGCACAAAGGUUGCAGGGGCGAGGAGCCAGAGUGA